Acyrthosiphon pisum (pea aphid) is the source of this 1746-nucleotide messenger RNA. RefSeq lists its product as uncharacterized. The record is from RefSeq and is a predicted model, not a curated record. The coding region runs from base 1 to 1746 and encodes 581 amino acids. Lineage: Eukaryota; Metazoa; Arthropoda; Insecta; Hemiptera; Aphididae. The transcript is spliced from 3 exons. Gene Ontology annotation, molecular function: catalytic activity.
AUGUGCAACAGUAAAUCAGUUAUAAACCCUAGAUUAACGAUCUUGACACUGGAUUCAAAAUGGUUUGGAGUAGUCUUCGUAAAUGUGCAUGCUCCAACAGAGGACAAAGAUGAUAAUGAAAAAGAUGAUUUCUACUCGUUGUUAGACAUACACUGUGAAUCAAACAUAAAUUUGCCUCGGAAUUGUGGAUCAAAGGACUUUAGACUGGAAAAUUGGAAAUCGGCAUUACGUUUUGGAACCUGGAAUGUACGCACUUUAUUCAAACCUGGAGCAGUAGGAACAGUAGUUAAAGAGAUAGAAAGAUACAAGUUAGGAGUAGUGGCACUACAGGAAAUGAGGUGGCAAGAUACGGGUUCAAUGCAAAUAAGUAAUAUAACGCUGUUUUUUGGUGCUUGUGACGGAAGAAGACAAGCUGGAAGUGGAUUCGCGGUAAACAACAAGCUACUAACAGCUGUAAAAUGUUUUAAAGUUAUAAACCCUAGAUUAACGAUCUUGACACUGGAUACAAAAUGGUUUGGAGUAGUCUUCGUAAAUGUGCAUGCUCCAACAGAGGACAAAGAUGAUCAUGAAAAAGAUGAUUUCUACUCGUUGUUAGACAAUACACUGUGUGAGAUACCAAGAGGCUGUGUACAAAUCAUAUUAGGAGAUUUUAACGCAAAAAUCGGACGUGAAGAAUGUUUUAAGCCGAUAAUAGGAGAGCAUAGUCUACACCAGUUAUCGAAUGAUAAUGGGUGCAGACUUAUUGACUUGGCAACGGGAAGAAAUCUAAGGGUUAAAAGUACCAUGUUCCCUCAUAAGAACAUACACAAAGGUACAUGGAGGUCACCAGAUGGACGACAUGUAAAUCAAAUAGACCAUGUACUGGUGAAUGAAAGAUUUAAUAACAGUAUUAUGGAUGUAAAAACCGUACGUGGAGCCGACAGCGAUUCGGAUCACUUUCUUGUGGCAGGUAGACUACGAGUGAAGUUAAAAAGAAGACAAGAAUUAAGGAGAGGAGGAGCUACGGGACGUUUUGACAUCGCGAACCUUAACUAUCCAGUGGUAGUUGAGAAUUUUCAAAAAGGUAUAGAGGAAAAGUUAAGAAGGAUGAUUGCAAGUGAGUCAGGCAGAGAAGUGGAACAAAGGUGGAAAACGGUAAAACAACUUAUUCAAGAAGAAGCAGAAAAAACAAUAGGGAAACAAAAAACUAAGAAAAAAACCUGGUUUAAUGAUAUUUGCGAAGAAGCCAUAGAAAGAAGAAGGAAUGCUAGAAAUAUAUGGCUGUCCGACACUGAUAGUGUGGAGAAGUUAGAAAGAUUCAAAAUGAGACAACGGGAAGCGAGUAACAUAUUAAGAUGUGAAAAAAGAAAAUAUUUACAGAACAUACUUAAGGAGGCAGAACAGAAUUUUACUAGUCACAAUACAAGAGACCUAUAUAAAAAGGUUAACUUCUUAAGUAAGAAAUAUAAGCAGCCGGAGAAAUUUCUCAAAAAUGAUGAUGGAACGCUUAUCACAUCUAAAGAAGAGAUAGCAAAUAAAUGGACGAACUAUUUCAAGCAGCUGUUGAACUGUAAUACACCAGAUAGUUUAUUCCACUUUGAGAAUAUGGAAACUAAUAAUACAAUCUGCCUAGCACCGAGUAAGGAGGAAAUUCAAGAACAAAUAAGAAACUUAAAGAACCAUAAGCACCCGGAGAAGAUGGUAUCUCUCGGAGAGUUACUUAAAAGUAUGGGAAAUGGCUUGCUUGAAUAUGUGUCCGGUCUAUAA